This is a messenger RNA of Onthophagus taurus, 449 nucleotides long. RefSeq names its product bublin coiled-coil protein. The record is from RefSeq and is a predicted model, not a curated record. NCBI's taxonomy places the organism in Eukaryota, Metazoa, Arthropoda, Insecta, Coleoptera, Scarabaeidae.
UUCAAUCAUAUGAUUUUGACGUUUAAAAUAUAAACACUCUCCAAAUGGUAACUCAAGAAAUGCAUCCAAAAGAAACUGAAAAUAACGGUGAAGAAAAUACGAUUGAAGAUGAAGAAAUGGAUGAGGAUUACGAAGAUAUGACGGAAGAAGAGUUUAAUUCGAUAAAUAGUCAAUUGGAUGAGUUAAGCUCGGCGUUGGAUGAUAUGGAGCAAAAAAACGAUGAUAUCCACGCCCAGUUGUUAGAAUUACUCGAAGCUAAUCGAGCUGUUAGAAAGCAAAUGCAAGAACAGACUGGAACUACAAAGGAUAGUAGUAAAAAUGAAUAGAAAUAUGUUAAAUUUUGGUGUGUUUGUAGUUUAUAGCCUUAAUCAUUCCUACUGCGUUUUUCAACAGUAUUUUAUUUGUUAUAAAUGUGUUGUUGAUUGAAUUAAAAUAUAUUUUAAAGAAUA